GCCUCUUGAUCGCAUAUAUUUCGUGGCAUUUUUUAGUAGCGAUUCUGCAGUCGUCGUGUGCAGUUCACGAGAGCGCGACCUCUAUUUCCAUUGAACUCUGUCUCGGUUUCAUUGCGCAAAUUAUACAAAGCGUGUAUUAUAUUACGAGUACAGGUUGACAUAGCCGACAGUCGUAUGAUAGCAUUUUGUUUAUGUAAAGAAAAGAAACGAGAUUCCGAGUGCGCACAUCUGACCUGGUUUUGAAUUGCGAUUUAAUUUUGAUUCACGGAAACAAUGCGUAAAUACUACUAAUAAUACAUAUAGUAAUAUUAUAAAAGGAUCAUGCAUUCAAUAGCUAAGGCUUAUGCUCCCCAAGUGUGAGUGGGAAUAAGUGCAAAGUGUGUAUACCUCUAGUCUAGGGAACCUUUUUUUAUAUCCAACAAAAUGCAAAAGUCACGCAAAAGAACACACGAACAACAGCAGAGAGAAGACGUAAAUAGCUGCCAUGUUACGACAACUGCCAAAGUCAUGUGGAGACAAGAAGGAAAGAGUAUUGUGGCACAGCUGCUUUUACUGCUCGCAAUCUUAAUGAACAUAUCCUGUGUGGCAUGUGCGCGCGAUCAUCGUAAACAAACAAAUCUGGAGGCCAAAGUCGGUUCGCAUGUCGUCUUCAAUUGUUAUAUAGAUUUCCCAUAUGAUUCCCCCAUACCAUAUGUUGUCCACUGGAGCAAAGAUAAUAAAAAGAUUUUCACAUGGUACGAGAACGAAACCUCGACAAACGAACUCUUCAAUGGACGCUUGCAUCUGGUCAGUCAUCAUCCGGAUUAUGGCAAAGCAUCGGUUAACCUGACAUCUAUACGUGAGUCUGAUCAGGGCUGGUAUCACUGUCAGAUCAUCUUCCCGAAUCGCUCACCAAGUGUUCGCAAUAAUGGUACCAGUUACCAUCUGGCGGUACAGGGUGGUUCCCUUAUCAAAAUACCGCCCAUUAACCAAACCAUUAUGGAAGGCCAAACGGCAUUCUUCCAUUGCGUGAUGAAGUAUCCUGACAACUCGCAGGCGUCCUGGUACAAGGAUGGCGUGCUGCUGCAGGAGGUCCAGGAUCUGAUAAGACGCUCAUUCGUGGGCCCUGACGGCAGCCUCAGCAUUGAUCCCACCAUGAUGAGCGAUCUGGGCGAAUACGAGUGCAAGGUGCGGAACAUCGAAGGUGAACUGCAAACCGCCAAGGCCUUUCUCAAUAUACAAUAUAAGGCCAAGGUUAUUUAUGCACCACCAGAAGUUUACCUGCCAUAUGGCCAACCGGCCGUGCUCGACUGCCAUUUCCGGUCAAAUCCGCCAUUGAAAAACCUGCGCUGGGAGAAAGAUGGCCUCUUGUUUGACUCAUACAAUGUGCCCGGCGUGUUUUACAAGAUGAACGGCAGCCUCUUCUUCUCCAAGGUGAAUGAGAACUAUGCGGGCAGCUAUACGUGCACACCCUACAAUGACCUCGGUACAGACGGGCCCUCACCUAUCAUUAGCGUAAUUGUACUGCGCCCACCCAUAUUCAGUGUUACCCCGAAGGCGAUUUACAUACAGAAACUGGGCGAGACGGCAGAACUGCCAUGUGAAGCCAUUGACCGGGACGGAAACAAUCGACCGUCCAUUGUAUGGAGUCGGAAAGAUGGCCAGGCCCUGCCACUGGAGCGGCACAGUUUUAGCGGCGGCAAUUUGACCAUUACGAAUCUAAUUGAAACGGACCGCGGCAUGUACGAAUGCUCUGCAACCAAUGAAGCGGCAACGAUAACCGCCGAAGCUGAAUUAAUGAUUGAGAACGUUUCCCCUCGUCCGCCCUACAAUCUCACUGCGAACAGUACAGAGACCUGCAUCACAAUACGCUGGCAACCAGGCUACAUUAGACCCAAUCUUGAGUAUACCGUGUGGUAUCGUCUCAACGAUGCUCCAGAAUGGCGAACUCUCCGUGUGAUGGACAAAACUAUAAUGGAGGCCACAGUGCAGCAUCUGCUGCCUGGACGGGAGUAUGAGUUUAUGGUGCUCAGUCAGGAUAAAUAUGGGGAUGGCAUGUUUAGCAAACAGUUUCGAUUCCAAACACAAGCAUCGCCACUGCGAGGAGAAGACUUUGAUGGCCAACAUUUGCCACAUCAACAGGGUCAGGCGCCCAACAGCGGAAGUUUAGGUGCACCUUGGAAUUUGAGCAUUGUAAAUAAUCCUCAAGGCUGGUUUUUGCACUGGGAGCAUCCGACACAAGGACUUGAGUCAUUACGCCUUUAUACGGUUCGCUGGUGGAAGGAACCAGAACAUUUUCUCAUCGGCACCGCCGAAACCUUUGACAAUUUCUAUCAGCUGCGACAUCUAAAGGAAGAUGCCACCUUUAAAAUUCAGGUGCUUGCCGUUGGCUCUGAUUCGCAUCAAGUGGCCAGUCCCGAGUUAAUACUCGAUGUGCCGUCACAACGGAAAACGCGAGCUUUGAUUAUAGGUAGCUCUGUUGCCAUCCUCUUUUUACUCUGCGCACUGUGUGCUUUUUUAUACGUAAAACGUAAUUGCCUCCGGCAUUUGUUUGCCCGGGACAACGAAGGCGCCAGCGGGGAUGAGGACACCGCGGAGAGCGGCGACUGCGACAGUGAUCAAGAGCGAGACAGCGGCAAGAUUCGUGCAACUUCCUGAAUUCUACAGAUCAGAUGGCGCUUCGAGCAGACCGAUGAAUAUGCACAGCAAGAUUGUUCAGUGAGCGUUUCUUUAGCGCCAGAUAACGGACGGGGGAUUCCAUAAUUUGCUAGGUUCAGCAAUUAAUUUAUCUUAGUUCACUUGGGAAAAUAUAAUUUAUUAUAAUAUUUUGAAAAUAAAACUUACAUUCGA
Molecule: messenger RNA, 2829 nt
Organism: Drosophila innubila
Lineage: Eukaryota; Metazoa; Arthropoda; Insecta; Diptera; Drosophilidae
Gene: bdl
Product: protein borderless
Exons: 6
Coding region: 424-2637 (737 amino acids)
Biological process (GO): axon guidance; homophilic cell-cell adhesion; dendrite self-avoidance
Cellular component (GO): axon; plasma membrane
Molecular function (GO): cell-cell adhesion mediator activity
Source: RefSeq, a predicted model, not a curated record